AUGUACAAGAUUGAAAAAGGAAUAUAAUCUAUAAUUUAGUAUAUAUUACUUAAAGAUGCAAAAUCAGCAGCAUAACAAGAUAGUUAAUUAUUUAUGAAUCUAAAUUUAUGAUAUAACAUAGAAUGAUAAAAGUAAAUUAUUAUCAAUUCAAUUUUUAGAAAGAUCAUGUAAAAAAGCCUCUGUUUGUAACUUGCCAUUUGAUAUUGAAGAAGAAGGAGCCAGAAAAACAUUCGAGUACUUUUAGAUUUUAGAGUAAUUAAUGAUCCAUAAACAAAUUUUGGAAAAGGAUAUGAGUAUUUCAAGGAAUUUUAAUAUUUAAAGUAAACUCUUUAGACAUAAAUGAUAGAUAUAAAAGGUAGGGAAGUAAGAACUAAAUAAGCUGCUAAAAUAACUAAAACAGAAGUAAAGUUAUUGAAUAAUUCUAAAAAUGCUAUUAAGAGUAUUAAAAAAAAAUAAUAAAUUCCAAUAAAAGGUAAAAGAAUAAGAAAUAACCAUAAAAACAAGUAAUAAACAUAAAAAAAAUAAGAAAAUAUAUUAAUAAAUAAUAAAAGGAAAAAAAAAAUAGUAUAUUAUGAAUUUAUUGAAUUAGUACAAUCAAAAGGAAAUUAUAGAGUAAAUUAACAUUAUGAGAACAUAAAGUAAAAUAUGA
Molecule: messenger RNA, 649 nt
Organism: Paramecium pentaurelia
Lineage: Eukaryota; Ciliophora; Oligohymenophorea; Peniculida; Parameciidae
Source: the annotation of a GenBank genome assembly